AAUAUAACCGACAGACGAAGGGCAAUAUUGAAUAUGGAUACUUUUACGAUAUGUUUAACGGUUAGUUGUUCGUAAGCAUAUUAAAUAGUCGAGCUAAUAAUAUUGUAUAUUCAUAUAUUACUUUAUUUCUUUUUGCUAUGUUUUAUUUUUAAAUUGAUUAGUUAAACACUGGAGAACUAUUUAUUAAUUUCCGUAUUCUGUGAUAGUAUUCAUUAUGUUUUAGUAUAAUUAUAUAGGUAUAACCCAAGUAAUGUUUACGAUGAAGUUUGUGUCAGUCCUUUUGUGUAUUAUUUGUCUUAAUUACACUUUCGGUUCUAAGCUCAAUGUUCCUCGUGUAUUAUUACCGGUGUUCGACACAUUUACUGUGAAUUUUAAUAUAGAAGUGACAGAUGAUGGCUGCUAUAAGUGGUAUGUAUUUUGAAAUGUUUUUAUAAAGGUAUUAAUAAGUACAGUAAAUCUUUCUAAACAAUUGUUGGUGUUAAUAUUUUUAUUAAUACUGUUCAUUUUAUUUAAAAUUGGUUGUUCAAUGUUUCUACAGGUCAAUAUUCAGGGGAGACAAUGUUAUCAAACUCGUUCCGUUGGAUAUGAAUCCAACUCUUGAAUGUUCAAGUAAAGCUUCUGUGUCUUCCUUGUCCAACGAGAAGGUUCGUCAAAUAGCCAUUAUAUUUGCAGAAGAUGCCAUUACAGGCGAAACAAUUCGCUGUGAUGUUAUUGUUGAUACUAUAGCAUCGUUACAAAUUGUGACUAAAACUAGAGAGCUAUUUGUCGGUGAUGCACCUGAACUUUUUGAAGUAUCUGCAUUUGAUGACCAAGGUACUUAUGAUAUAUAAUUCAUUUUUUUUAAGUACAUAAAUUACCUGUAUAAAUCUAGUUUAGUACCCAAGCUCGUUUUUGAAUUUUAUUUUUCAAAAUGUGUUUUUUAAUGCUUAACCCAUUGGUAAAAUCAUAAUUUAUCUGUCAUACUUAUUUUUGAAGUUAUUGUAUAUAAACCUUGAAAAAUACCAAUCCAUUUGGAAUUAAUCCAAAAUGUUGUUGAAAAUAAACAUUUUUUAAAAUUAUCAUUAUGAUUUAUAUUUAUUGAUAUUUCGAUAAAAAAAUUUUUUUUAUUGAAGUCUGAAUAAAUCUAUCUGGUUUAGUUUUCCUAUUGCUUACCUGAUGUGAUUUUGCACGUUAAAUCUAGGGUUAUAUUUGAUUAAAAUAGUCUGAGCAAGCGAGUGACCAGGUCUCUAGGUGCACCAAAAUGCUUUAUGUACAAUAACUUUAAAAGUAAGUAUAAUAGGUAAGUUUUGAUUAUAUAAAUGGAUUAUGUAUUUAAAAACACAUGUUUUAGAAAAAAAAAAAAAUUUGAAAAAAAAGAUUGGGCCCUAAACUAGAUUUGUUCCAUUAUUUUGCAUUUUAUGAUUCUUAAUUUUUUUAACUUAUAUAAAUUAAAUUUGUUUUCUAACCGAUUAUAUUCUAUGGUUUGGAGUGUACAGUAGAUAGAAAAAUAGAACAGAAUGAAUGUAACUAAAAUAAGACAAAAUAGAUUGAGAUGGUUUGGGUAUAUCAUAAAAAAAGAGGUAGUUGGAUGUGAUUGAGAAUGAUAUGUAGGUGGCUUGUAUUAUUUGCAAGGAUAAUUUGAGAGAUUAGGUUAAGUGAAAGUUUAUGAUGAAGCUAGCCAACUCCAAAUAGCUGAGAUGAAAGUGAAAACAUUUGAUUUCAAACUGAAAUAAAAAUUUAUAUUUAAUGUAAACGAAAAAUUAUUUUCUUUGUAUGUACCCAAAAUAAUUAUAAGUUAUUUGUUCCAUAUGUAGGUAAUAUUUAGUCAUUUUUCUUUUUUCUUAGGUAACCAAUUUACAUCAUUAGAUGGUGUAGAAUUUCAGUGGUCUAUAAAAGUACUUAAAAGUUCAAUAAAUACUGUUUUAAAGUUUAUUCCGUUUAAAGAUUCUUCAUAUAGAACUCCACCAGAUCUGUAUGAAUUAGAUCAGAAAAAUAGACAAGGCCAUAUGGUUCUUGUCGAAGGUGUUAAAACUGGAUUAGCAUUAGUAUGUCUAAUACUAUUUAAUAAUCUAAAGUAAUUUUUAAUAAGCCUAUAACUUUUUGUUUAGGUUUCAGUAAAAUUAUUUUUAUAUGAUGAGCCUACUACACAAGUUGAAUUAUCAGUAAUUGCGAAUCUAAGACUUGAACCAUCAUAUGUUGCAAUUCUACCUGGCGAUCUUAUCCAAAUUGACAUAUAUCAAGUAAACUAAUAUUUUAAAUGUUGUCUGUUUUUCAAUAUUUGAUGAAAUUUAUUAUUUGCAUUAGAUACAAAAUGAAAAAUUAGUCAAGAUUAAACUUCCUUCCAAUCAAUAUUCAAUUGAAAUGGAUCCAUCUUCAACUAUAGAUUCAUUAAAAAUUGAAAAUGAUUCUGGCCUUUUCCGAGGUCUUAAAAGUGGUCAAAUUAGGUUAAAUUUAAUAGAUUAUCAUGCAGAAUCUAAAAAUGAUACCAUUCCCAAAUCAAUUAGCAGUUUUAUAAGUGUCUCUAAAAUUGAUUAUUUGUCAAUUAUUGUUAAACCUUGUAAUCGACAUAAUUUAAUUAUUAAUGGUUUAUACGAAUUGGAAGUUCAUCUAUUCAAUAAGUAUAGCAUAUAAUAUUAAUGAUAAUUCAUUUUUUGUUUUUUAUUCAUUAUUUAUAUAUUUUUCUUUCAGUCACAAUCAGUCUAUUAAUAUUGGAUCUAACGUUAAAAUUGUGAUGAAUUUACCCAAGGAGUAUUUUAAAAUAUUGAAUAUGGCUAGUAAUGGAACGUAUGCUAUUGUACAGCCUAUUAAAUUAGGUACACCAAAAAUAGAUGCAACAUUAAUAGAACCAUACCAUGAUUUCAAAUCAUCUGCUCAAACUACAGUAACUAUUUAUUCAAAAGUGAAAGUUACACCAAAUGUAAUUAUUUUUCCAUGGCAUGCGAAGCAAAAUAAUGGGUAAUUAUGUAAACAAAAGAAUCUGUUUAUAAAUUCCUUUAAAAUUUAAGAGUUAUAUGCAAAAUUUAAAAUUAAUCUUUACUAUUUCAAAGUUCAUAGUUUUUGACAUUUAUAUUGAUACUAAAUUAUAAUUAUUAUAAAAAUAAAUUAUUAUUACAUGUACUGUUUAACAAAAUUAAAAGAAUAUAGAUAUUCUUUUCUUGAUUAAAUAAAAUAAAAAUUAUAGGUAUUUUCAUAUUUAUAAUCAUAAACAUUAUUAAGACUAUAGUUGAUUUCAAAAAAAGUAGCCCAAAAAAAGGUAGCACGGCUGAUGGACAUUUUGACACAGGGGCUUUUAAACAUCUGUCAAACAAUAAUGAUAUUGUUGUUCGGCCACCUGUUGUUUCAUAGAACUACUUACAGGCUCUACUGGUCAAUAUUAAGAACCACUAUUUUUCAGAAAUUGCGUCACCAGUCACACUCCCGUCAGAAGUCACUUUUUGUGAAAUCUUCUAUAUGCUAUAUUCAAUUUAAGUUUACCAAUGUCUAUAACUUAAUAUGUUUUAUCUGUUGGCUCUAUAUUAUUGUACAUUUUAUCAGAAAUUUGCUUCACAAUUUAAUUUUUUUUUUUUUUUUGAUUUACGUUGUAAAGACCUAUAUACUUGUACAAGUAUAUAAUUUACUAAAUACUACAAUUGCAUCUAAAAUUAAUAACAGUUAUCUAAAUAAAACUAUGGGAAUAUCUUAAUGCAAAGUAACACAUUUGUUUCAUUGAUUCUAAUAUGAAGUAUUUUUCUAUUGAUUUAAGAACAAUGGUUAUAGUUCAAAACUCUAAUAUAUAAUUUAUUCCUUAAAUUUCAGAUUACAAUUUUUAUUGGAAGCUACUGGUGGAGAUAAAAAAUAUAGUUGGAAUAGUAAUGAUUUAACUACAAGUACUGUAUCAUCUACAGGACUUGUCACAGUUCAAGGAUUAGGAAAGACAUAUAUAUCAGCUACCAUGACCAGGGAUUCAUUAAAUAAAGAUGGUGCUAAUAUUUAUGUUCUUUCGCCAGAUAAUUUAAAAAUAAUUGGUCAGCCAGUAGAACAAGAAGUGGGCAAACACAUUAUUUUAUAUAUGCAAUUAUUUGUGAAAAUACCCAAUCACGAAGAAGAAAUAAGUAUUACUACAUGCAACCAUAAUCAAUUUAAAAUUGAAAUUGAAGACUCUCAAUUUACAAUAAAACAUAAUGUUGACUCUUAUUUAAAUAACUCCUGUGCUGCAUUUUCUAUAAGCUCAGAGUCUGUCGGUUCUACUAAAGUAACUGUUUCGUUUCAUACUAUUAAUACAAUUUUAAAAGCAACAGUUGUGGUAAGUACAUACAAAAAAUUAGUUCCAUUACGCCCAGAAGCCAAACGUACAAUUUUAGCACCUGGUUGUUCCACAACAUUGUUGUUCUAUGGAGGUCCUCAACCAUGGCUUGGCCAUAGUGUUGGUUAUAAAGUAGAAUUUGAAAUUGAUGAAAAUCUGGUAACAUUUAAAGAACUUAGUGUCGUUCGUGAUGUUGAUGGACAUAAAACGUAUGCAUACUUAAUUACAUGUGAAAGUUUUGGAUCAACCCAAGCCAAUUUAACUAUUAAAAGCAUUCCAAUUGGUAAUGAAAUGAAAUUAGAAACAAUAGCACAGACAUCAGUUGAAGUGUUAUGUGCAUCACCAAAAUUUGUAAAAGUAUUCGUUGCAGAUAAUGAAGAAAAUUGUCCAAUUUCCAAGUCUUCAAAUCAUAUAUUUGCUUAUAUAUAUGAAAAAUUAUUUGUUCAAAUUAAUGUAAUUGAUGAGGAUGGUAAUAUUUUUGAUAAUGCAACAAUGAUAAAUGCUAGCUGGGUCAUUGCAGAUCCUGAUCUUGUAAGAGUUGUCACUUCUCUUGGCUUAAAUGAAAAAACUGAGUAUGGUUUUUCAUUCCCUAACUAUCAUUAUAGUAUUUUAGAGCCCUUAAAUAAAGAAGGCUCCACUGAAGCUGUUUAUCAGUUAACAGGGUAUAAAAAACCAUUUGUUAUUCCAAAUAACUCGCGAUUUAGUUCUUUUUUAACACCUAAUAAUGAACUGUUGGAAAUAAUUCCAAAAAUUAAACAUUCCAUGUCUAUACUUUUAUUUGAUAAUCCUCUAUUAACAUACAAUGAGAUUUUAGUUGUUUAUAAUCCAGAAAUUACAAAAUCACUUUAUAUUAGUCAAGGAAGUGGUUACUUCAGAAUACAUCAGAGUACACAAAAAGUAGCUAAAGUAUCUCAUACUGGUGGAAGACAAAUAGAUGUAACUCCAUUGGCUCCAGGAGAUUUAGUUGUUAACAUUAGAGAUAUUUGUGUAAAAUCAAAGUCAGUUGAAGCUACAUUUAAAGUACGAAAUAUUUAUCGCGUGGAAUUAGUAACAAAUACUUUUGUUGAAAUUGGACAAACCAUACGAGCUAUUGUAAAACUGUAUGAUUCCGAAGGUCAUAAUCUUCCUAUUCUACCAGGAGUAGUCAAUAUUCGACCAGUAAUUGAAGUGAAUUCCGUAUUGACAAUUAAACCUGAACCCAGCUUAUUUGAACAGAAAUAUCAGACAGAAUUUUCAAUAACGGGAUCUUCAUUAGGGAAAACAAAUAUAUAUUUUGUUGCUGAUACAUAUCCAAUAAAAGAUAUUCGUUCACCAACUGCUUCUAUUCAAGUGUAUUCUCAAUUACUGUUGUCUCCUAAAAAUUUAACUUUAGCUGUUGGAUCAAGUUAUCAGCUAACAAUUACCGGUGGACCACAUUUAGAAUGUGUAUUUGAGUUUUUACCUGAUGAUGAACAAAUAACUAAGGUUUCAAAUGUAGGAAUUGUCAAAGGUUUAAAAAUAGGAACUGCUACAAUAACUGGUAUGGCUGUUGGUGCUGAUGUAUUAAGUGGAAUGAAAGUUAUAUAUUCUAAAGAUACAAUUACAAUUAGAGUUAUUAAACUAAAUAACAUUAAAAUUGAAGUACCGUUAUUAAAAUUAAAAGUCGGAGAAGUUAUGCCGGCUUGGGUUCGUGGUGUACCAGACGUGCUAAGUCCAAUUAUAAUUGGUACUAUUCAGCCAUCACUAAUUUUCCAUUGGACCAUAUCUUCUGCUGGAAUUGUUCAAAUUUAUGAUAUUUUAGAAAAUACUGGAAUACUGGUAAAUAUUUAAUUUUAAAAUUGCAUAUUGUGUAUUAUUUUAUAAGAUAAAAAUGUAGAUUAAACACAAUUCUAUAUCUAUAUAAUUAAUUAUACUUUUAGUUGAUGUCAAUAAUUUGUUAAAAUAAAAAUAUUAGGUACGUGAACAAGAUAGAAUAUCAGUUCGUAUUCGUGCUGUGAAAGUGGGUAAUACAAGAAUUAGUGUUACUGUAUCAGAUCCAUCUACAAAAGUUAUCUUUACAAAUUUCAUUGAUAUUACUAUCUAUGAAGAAUUACGUUUGGUUUCACAUGAUCUUUUAUUAAACAGUUUAUUAGUUACUCCAAAUACUGAAUUCACACUAAUGACUAAUAAAAACAAAGUAAGUAAUAUUUGUAUUUUGUUGAUAAUUUUUUUUUUUUUUUUUUUUUUUUUUUUAUAUGCUAUACAACCCUUUAAGGCCUUUUGCAUGCUUCCACCAAGUUUCUCCAUCCAUUCCGGUCCAUUGCGUCAUCUAAUCGUUUUGAGUUGUCAGUAUUUAAAAUAUCCUUCUUUACCCUGUCUAACCAUCUCUGGUGAGGUCUUCCUCUUGGCCGCGUUUUUGUUACAUUUCUGAUAAAAACAGAAAUGUCUUGAUGUCAGCUAAUGUUGAUAUUAGCUGUGCAUUUAUUUUUUUUAUUUUUUUCACUAGAUAGCCAAACAAUUUUUCCGAUUAAUAGGGCAUUCUAAGAACAGUAUUCAUACAAUGUCUGUAGACGAAAACUCUGGAAUUGUUAGAACAACAGAUGAACUUGGACAUGCUCAUGUAUCUAUAAGUUCAAUAGAAGAUUUUGAUAUUGUGCAAUCUUUGGAUGUACCUGUCGAAGUAAAUCCAAUUUGUAUUAAAAUAAAUGUUUCUAAAAGUACUGAUAAUUUAAUUAUUAAAUAAUUUUAGGUGAAACGAGUGAAUUAUGUUAUGAUUAAUAUUGAAACUGAUAUCAAUUCAAAAGAACCUUCACAAAUGUCAGUUCUCCCUAGUGGAAUGAAUUUAAAAUUAAUUACUUCAUAUCAUGAUGAAAAAGGAGUACAAUUUAAAGCAGUUAAUUCUGAUUUAAAAUACCUAGCAAGUAUUCAAAAUAAGGUACAAUAAUGAUUAUGAUGAAAUUGAAUAUACAUUACUUUAUAUAAUUUACAUUUGUAUUUUAUAAAGAUAUCAAUGACUCCUGGGAAUCAAAAGCAUAUUAUGGAUGUUUCUUUAUUUGAAUCUGGAGAAAUAAUAUUAAAAAUUUGGGAUGAUGGAGUGUAUCAUUUUAAAGAAGAUUAUAUUAAAUUCCAUGUUGAACAUCUCAUUUAUCCAAAUAAAGUAUGUGCAUAAUGUUUUAAACAAAAAUACUAUUUUAUUUUUGAAAUAAUUUUAAAUUCACUUCAAUCUGUUAUAAUUAUUUUAAAAUAUUUAUUUGUUGAUUCAAUAAUAUAUGGUAUGCAAUUAUUCUGUUUUAGUUACUUUAAAAUAGAAUAACAGUACUUAAAAUAAAUUAAUAUGCAAUUUGUAAUAUAUUGUAAUUGCAGGCAGCUGUUACUGUUGGAGAUGUUAUAUGUUUUUUAAUGCCAGUAAAAUUCAAUGAGGAAGAUUCUAGUAAAUGGUUGUCAGAUAACAUAAAAACAUUAGCCAUUGAUAGUUCCUCUGGAUUAGGUGUAGCUAUGGCACCGUCAGAAGUUUUUGUAACAUAUUCUAAUAAUAAAUUCACAACAUCUACAAGUAUCAAUAUUUUACCAAUUAAAACUGUAUGGAAUUAUUAUUGUUAUAAUUAUUUAUAAACUAAUGGAAUGCCCUUAUGUAAUUUUAGAUAAUAAUUUUGCCCAUAAGCAAAAAGAUUUUAAGUAACAGUGAUAUUGUUGAUAUUCCAUUAAUUUUACUAAACGAACAAGAAUCCAUUUCACUGAUUAAAAAUAAAAAAGGAAAUAUGUGGGAAUGGCGUGAUGAUGAUUGUUCAAAUCGUGAAAAUACUAUUAAACGUUUCCCAUUCAUAUGUGAUGUCCACUUUGAAUCUAUUUUGUCAAACCAAGUAAAAACUCCCUCAAUAAGUCGUGUGUUUAAUGUUAGUCCUCAUUUUAACACAAAAACAGGUAUUUAUCUAAACUCAUUAUACCAAUGAAAUUUAUAAAACAUUUUUUUCCCCUUUUAGGUUUUUACAGUUGUCAACUCACACCCAUCACAAUUAUUGACCAAGAAUUGAGCCUCUUUCAGGCUAAAAUUGUUAUUCAAGUAUCUGCUGAUGGUAUAUUUACUGAACAAAGGGAUAUUACAUUUUUACCAUCAGUUUUUAUCGACAAGAAAGAAUUGUUUUUUGGCCAGUUCAGUGGUAAAGACAAACUCACUUUAAUUGGUUUAGCUAAAGUACUAUCACAAAUUGAAGUAAGUAGAACUAAUUAUUUUAAUUUUAUUACUUUUAUUAGUAAAACUUACUUUUUAAUGUAUUAGGUUACUUCUAGUAAUGAUUCAUUAGUACUUCCUAUACUUUCAAGUGAAAACGAGAAUGAAAAAGUGUAUUUAUUUAAUGUAAAUGAUGACUUUUGGAAUGCCAAACAUUUUAACCUUCAUAUUUUUGUGACUUCAAAUUUAACUGAUCAAACUGUAAAGGUUAGUGAACUAUUUUUGCUAUGUUUAUAGAAAUUAUUUAUUUUAAUUUUAUUAUAGAUACCAGUUGUGACAUCCCGUUCAUUAAAUGAAAAUGAUUUUUCAAGAGUUAAAUUGUCUAAUGAUCAUCAACAAAACACCAAAAAAAUUCAACAAUCAACAAUAUUCAGUAUUUUUUCUGGUUUUUCAAACAGUAUAUUUUCCAAUCCAUACAUUAUUAGUUUGGUUAUAAUUAUUAUAACUUCUUUAGUUGGUAAAUAUAAUUAUAAUUUUUUCUAUUUAGUAGAUAAGUAUUGUAUAUAAACUAUUAUCAUAUAGCAAUUACAUUUAAAUUUUAUUUUCAGUUUACUGUUAUGGAUUUUCGUUGAAUAAUAGAUAUAUUCCUCUCAUCAAGAGUGAGUAUAGUAUACUGUUAAAUAAUAUUUUUUUAAAUUAAAAAUAAAUUUGUAUAUAUUAAAUUAUGAAUCAUAUUUUAGGCCCUCAAACUCCACCAUCUCCAACAAAUGUAGGUUUUUAUAAUAGAAGUUCUUCAAGUGAUCGAAAUAGUAGAGCACGAUCAUUGGGUCUUAACAGAUCUCUAAUCAGGAUGAAUUAGAUCUUAUGCAAAAUUCUUGUCAUUUGUUUUGUGUUAAGGGACCUGAUCAUGAAUAUAAUGUAAAUGUUAUUUAAUAUUUUGUAAAUAAUAUCAUUUGUUGUGAUUUUAUAAAUGUACAUAAGUAUGACUAAUUCUUAUUUUUUUUAUUAAUAUGUAAAACUAAAUAAAUUAACAACUAUUGAAUGUAUCUUGUAAAAAAAUGUAUGUAUUAAAGUGUUUUACAGAACAUUUACUGACUUUA
Messenger RNA from Cinara cedri, 9487 nucleotides. NCBI's taxonomy places the organism in Eukaryota, Metazoa, Arthropoda, Insecta, Hemiptera, Aphididae. The record is from the annotation of a GenBank genome assembly.